CUUUUAUUUUGGUUUUGCAGUGAUGGCGGGUUUGGCUCCUGAAGGAACACAAUUCGAUGCUCGGCAAUAUGAUUCUAAGAUGAAUGAUUUGCUUUCUGCCGAUGGGCAAGAAUUCUUCACCUCAUAUGAUGAAGUCUAUGAUAGUUUUGAUGCAAUGGGAUUACAAGAAAAUCUUCUCAGAGGCAUAUAUGCUUAUGGUUUUGAGAGGCCUUCUGCAAUACAGCAAAGGGGAAUUGUUCCUUUCUGCAAAGGUUUAGAUGUGAUUCAGCAGGCUCAAUCUGGAACUGGCAAGACAGCAACAUUCUGUUCUGGAAUUUUGCAGCAGCUUGAUUAUGGAGUGGUUCAGUGUCAGGCUUUGGUUUUGGCACCAACAAGGGAGCUGGCACAGAAAAUUGAGAAGGUUAUGCGAGCACUUGGUGAUUACCUUGGUGUCAAGGUUCAUGCUUGUGUUGGUGGGACAAGUGUUCGCGAGGAUCAGCGCAUUCUCCAGGCCGGUGUCCACACUGUUGUUGGCACUCCCGGCCGUGUUUUUGACAUGCUGCGGAGACAGUCUCUUCGCCCAGAUUACAUAAAGAUGUUUGUUUUGGAUGAGGCAGAUGAAAUGCUUUCUCGUGGUUUCAAAGACCAGGUUUGCGCUUAAUUUGUUUCAAGACUUUCAA
Molecule: messenger RNA, 659 nt
Organism: Arachis ipaensis
Lineage: Eukaryota; Viridiplantae; Streptophyta; Magnoliopsida; Fabales; Fabaceae
Product: eukaryotic initiation factor 4A-8
Molecular function (GO): RNA helicase activity; nucleic acid binding; ATP binding
Source: RefSeq, a predicted model, not a curated record